Molecule: messenger RNA, 2130 nt
Organism: Arachis duranensis
Lineage: Eukaryota; Viridiplantae; Streptophyta; Magnoliopsida; Fabales; Fabaceae
Exons: 1
Coding region: 1-2130 (709 amino acids)
Source: RefSeq, a predicted model, not a curated record
AUGGCAGACAACGGGGCCCGCCAACUCACACAAGCCGAGCUUAUGACCCAGAUGGCCGAGCUCCAGGCAGAGGUCAAAAGGCUAGCCGAACUAUCGCAACAGAACCAAGCCAACAAGCGGGAUGAAAGCAACCCCAAAAGCUCGCCAACGGCCGGGACUGACCUUUUGGUCACCAACCCCCCGAAGGAGAGACUAACCUUGGACAACCCAUUUUCCGAGGAGAUUACCAACUACCAAAUGCCAAAACAUUUUACACUACCUUCCUCACUCGAGCCAUAUAAGGGGAUUGGUGACCCCCGGGCUCACAUUAAGAAAUUCCAGUCCAUGAUGUUCUUUAACGGACCUAAAAACGAACCUAUUCUUUGCAGGGCUUUUCCGACCUACCUUGACGGCGCGGCACUCCUCUGGUUCUCAAAGCUGCCUGAAGGAUCGAUCUCCUCUUUUGAAGAAUUGGCGAGAUCCUUCAUAGAUUAUUUUGCUGCCGCCCGCAUCUACGUGCACGGAUCAGAUUACCUCGGCACCAUCCGCCAGGGUCCACAAGAAAGCCUGAAGGACUACCUAACCAGAUUCGCAGACGCGACGAUGGAAAUACCUGACCUGGAUCCUGCUGUCCAUCUCCACGCCAUAAAGGCCGGCCUCAAGCCAGGAAAGUUCAGAGAAACAAUUGCUGUUACGAAGCCGAAAACCUUGGAGGAAUUCCGAGAAAGGGCCGCGGGGCAGAUGGAAAUUGAAGAACUCCGGGAGGCUGAGAACAAAGAUAGAAGGCAGCCACGAAAGGAAGAGAGCCGAACAAUCAGAUCAGGGGAUGACAGAGGCGUCAGAAAGACGUUUAAACUCACACCGAAGUUUGACAACUACACUAGAUUCAACACUAAGAGAGAAAGGAUCAUAAAGGAGAUACUCAACGCCAAAAUCAUCAAACCCCCUGUCAGAGCCGGAAGUUACCAAGACCAACGGUUCGUGGACAGAACCAAACACUGCGCCUUCCACCAGAAAUACGGCCAUACCACCGAUGAGUGCAUCAUAGCCAAGGACUUGCUGGAAAGACUAGCCCGGCAAGGACUCUUGGACAAAUACAUCGAGGGUUCAAGACAUAGGGGAGCAAAAACGAACUCGGAUGAGCAACAAACUCCAAGAAAAAAAGAAAGUGACAAAUGGCCAAAUAACAACCCCCCAAAAGGAGUCAUCAACUGCAUAUCAGGAGGAUUCGCAUGUGGCGGAGAAACAGUGUCGGCACGGAAAAGAAGCUACCGCACCAUGCUGGCAAUCGAACAAACAACCCCACACAACCAUACAGAAGUCGACAACCUCGAAAUCACCUUCAAUCAAUCAGACGUGUACUCGGCCGCACCAAAUGCAGACGACCCCGUGGUAAUUUCCAUCCAAACAGGAGAUCUAUUGGUAAGAAAAGUCCUUCUGGACCCAGGGAGUAGUGCAGACGUCCUUUUCUAUUCUACCUUUUUAAAAAUGAACUUGUCUGAAAAACUAAUACAACCUUCAUCCGGAGAACUCGUGGGAUUCUCCGGAGAAAGGGUACCAAUAAAAGGAUACAUAUGGUUAAAAACGACGAUGGGUCAGCACCCACUAUCCAGAACAUUCGAUAUACAGUAUCUGAUAGUGGACUGCAGCAGCCCUUACAAUAUUAUUCUCGGGAGACCAGCUCUGAACAUGUUCAGAGCGGUAAUAUCAACCUUUCAUCUGUGUGUUAAGUUUCAGGCACAGGACGGCAGAAUAGCAACGAUUCAUUCAGAUCGCCAACAAGCUCGGCAAUGCUACAACUCCAGCCUAAAAAGGUCGGACACGAAACAAAAGCAACACGAAGUCAAAACAGUACAAACUCGGGAGGAGAUCCUGUCCCACGCCGAGCUUGACCCCCGAGAACACACACAAGAAAGACCUCAACCGACGGAUGAGCUUCAGAAAAUCCAACUGACAUCAAAGUCAGAACAGGUAACAUACAUUGGUCAAGCGCUACAGGAACAAGAAAGGUCGGACCUCAUAAAACUGCUACGAAACAAUUCUGACCUAUUCGCCUGGACUCCAGCAGACAUGCCAGGAAUAAGUCCCGAUGUCAUUUGCCACAAACUCGCCACUAACCCAACAAGCCGACCUAUAGCCCAGAAGAAAUGA